This is a messenger RNA of Scomber japonicus (chub mackerel), 4231 nucleotides long. RefSeq names its product kinesin family member 4 (gene kif4). The transcript has 31 exons. The record is from RefSeq and is a predicted model, not a curated record. NCBI's taxonomy places the organism in Eukaryota, Metazoa, Chordata, Actinopteri, Scombriformes, Scombridae. Bases 107 to 3835 code for a protein of 1242 amino acids. Gene Ontology annotation, molecular function: ATP binding; microtubule binding; microtubule motor activity. Gene Ontology annotation, biological process: mitotic spindle organization; microtubule-based movement.
CGUGUUUAAAAGUGGCGGGCAGUAACAACAUUCAUUUCAAAUAUAUUUCUGGGAGUAUACGGUUCAGGAAAAAUAAUAAUCAAGUUGUUAACUGGAAUCCUACACUAUGGCAAAUGAGGAUGCAAAGGUGAUCCCAGUGCGGGUCGCCUUGCGGUGUCGUCCAUUGGUACCAAAAGAAAUCAAUGAAGGAUGUCAGUGCUGUCUCAAUUUUGUGCCUGGGGAGCCACAGGUGAUCGUUGGUGCAGAGAAGGCGUUCACCUAUGAUUAUGUAUUUGAUCCCACUGCUGAGCAAGAAGAAGUCUACAGUUCUGCUGUGUCCCCCUUAUUGUGUGGGCUUUUUAAAGGCUACCAUGCCACUGUACUCGCAUAUGGACAGACAGGAUCAGGAAAGACCUUUUCCAUGGGAGGAGCAUACACAUCAGCUCAAGAGAAUGAUCCUUCAGUCGGCGUUAUUCCACGAGUCAUCCAAAGGAUCUUUGAGGAAAAGGAAAAGAGGGCUGACUGUAAAUUUGGCCUGGCAGUGUCUUACCUGGAGAUUUAUAACGAAGAUGUGUUAGAUUUGCUGUGCACAUCUAAAGAUAAACCCGCCAUCAGCAUUCGGGAAGAUCCUAAAGACGGCAUUAAGAUUGUGGGUUUAACUGAGAAGAAGGUGUUCUCUGCCCAUGAGAUGGUGGGCUGUCUGGAGCUCGGAAACUCUGCUCGCACCGUUGCCUCCACAGCAAUGAACGCCGCCUCGUCCCGCUCGCAUGCUAUCUUCACCAUCACACUGGAGCAGCGCAGAGGGGGAGACAAGGUUGACUCCAUUGUUUCAAAGUUGCACCUUGUGGAUCUGGCUGGUUCAGAAAGACAAAAGAAAACCAAAGCAGAGGGAGAUCGUUUAAAGGAAGGCAUCAGCAUCAAUCGAGGCCUUUUGUCUUUGGGUAAUGUGAUCAGUGCUUUGGGCGACGAAAGCAAGAAAAAUACCUUUGUUCCUUACCGAGACUCCAAGCUGACUCGCCUGCUACAAGAUUCUUUGGGAGGCAACAGCCACACUUUGAUGAUUGCGUGCAUCAGCCCUGCAGACUCAAACAUGGAGGAGACCAUCAACACGUUGCGAUACGCUGACAGAGCUCGCAAAAUUAAAAACAAACCUAUUGUCAACAUCGACCCCAGAGCUGCUGAAAUGAGCCGUUUGAAACAACAGGUUCAGGAGCUGCAGGUGAUGCUUCUUCAUGCCCGCGGAGGAGUUGCCCCAGUGCUCUCUGGGCCCGAGUCAACGGAGAAAGUGAGCAAGCUGUUGGAAAAGAACCGUUCUCUGCAGGAUGAGAACAAUAAACUGAGCAGGGAGCUGAGUGAGGCUGCAGGACAGACCGCCCUCAUGUUCGAGAAGAUCAUUAUGACGGAACAAACAAAUGAGACACUCCAGAGUAAACUGGAACAACUGCGGCACCAUGCAGCAUGUACAGUGGAUCUUGAGAAAUUAAUGGAGACUCUGGAGGAUCAGGAGUUGAAGGAUAACAUCGAGGUGAUGAGGAACCUACAAGACAUCAUCCUGGAACUCAAGAAUGAGAGUGCAGGCAUCGCUGCCUCCAUCGAUGCUAUGGCUGCAGGAGAGGAUGAACCAGAGAUGUCAGAGAGUGGCGGCAAAGAUGCAGCAGAUGAGUCCCCAUCAGAUAACGCUGCUGCUGGUAAGGACUCACCAGAGGGCUUUACAGCCCAUCAUGCACUGCGACAGGCCCAGCUCUCCAAGGAACUGAUCGAGCUCAACAAAGUGUUGAGUCUGAAGGAAGCUUUUGUGAAGAAAAUGUGUCAGAAUGACAGCCAGCUGGAGUGCAUGCAGUCAGAGCAUCAGAAAAACGUACACAGUCUCCAGUCGUCAGUCGAUUCUCUGCAGAAGGAGAAAGAGGAACUGAUUUUGGCACUUCAGUCUGCAAAGAAAGACACCAACCAGGCUAAGCUUAGCGAACAGCGCAGGAAGAGGCUGCAGGAGCUCGAGGGCCAGCUGGGAGACAUGAAGAAGAAGCUUCUUGAGCAGUCUAAAAUGCUGAAAAUGAAAGAGACCUCUGUUCAGAAAGUUAGCAAGCUUGUGCAGGAAAUCCAGGCUAUGAAGACUCAGCGUACACAGCUGAUGAGACAGAUGAGGGAGGACUCUGAGAAAUUCAGAGCCUGGAAGAGCAAGAAGGACCGAGAGGUGCUGCAGCUCAAAGAAAAGGAUCGUAAACGUCAGUAUGAGUUGCUGAAACUCGAGCGGGAUUUCCAGAAACAGGCCAAUGUCCUGCGUCGCAAAACUGAGGAGGCUGCAGCUGCAAACAAGCGGCUGAAAGAUGCUCUUCUGAAGAGAAGUGAGGUAGCAGACAAACGCAAAGCUAUCCACAACAGAGGAAUGGAGGGAGCUGGUGCAAGAGUUAAGGCUUGGCUUCUCAAUGAAGUGGAGGUCAUGGCGAGCACAGAGGAGGCCCGGCGCCACCUCAACGACCUACUGGAGGACAGGAAGGUCUUGGCUCAGGAGGUCAACCACCUCAAACAACAGAUAGAGGCAGGGGAGCGAUCAUCUGCCAAAAUCAGGCGCCGGACGCUGAUUAUCUCUGAGCUGGAGAGCCAAGGAGCGAUGGAGACUCCUGUGACCAAACAAGUGGAGAACCUGGAGACAGAAAUGGGCCUCAGGAAUGCUCAGAUAGCUGACCUGCAGCAGAAAGUUCUUGUUGCAGACAGCGAAGGACGUCUGAAACAGCGCUUGGACAGCAUCACAACUAUAGUUGAUGCCAAGUGUGCUAUUAAAGUGCUGAUGUCUGAGCUGGUCUCCACUAAGUCAGACAACGGCAAGCUGGAGAGCGAACUCAAACAGGAGAAAGGGAACGCACAAGAUUUAAGAAAGAUGAUGGCUGAUGAGAGAAAUGUGAUGUCCACCAUGGACAUGGAGCACCAGCAGCAGCUGGUGGAGCUGGAGCAGAGCCAUCAAGAUAAGGUCCUUUACCUCCUGAACCAGCUACAGAACAAACCUGUUUGUAGAGAGUCAGAUGAAAUGAAGAAAGAGGAGGAGAGUUCAAGGGAGAUAGAGCUGCUGCAGCGCCUCAAAGUUCAGGAAGAAGAGCUUGAAAAACUGCAACAACUAAGUGAACAGAACCAGAAACUGGUGGAGGAGAAUGAGCAAUACAAACAGAAACUGUCACUGCUCCACUUGGCAAGUACAAAGAAAAUCCUCAUGCCUAUGACCAACGCUAACAGUCCAGAUGACUCAUUUGAGUAUGUUCCUCCAAAGCCUAAAGCGAAGCGCUUCACCACAGCUAAAGCACCCGCAAACAUGACCAUCGAGAUUGAAGAGCUGAUGUCUCCCAGUGAGGAUGAGAACGAGGAGGAAGAGGACGAGUGGCGUCCCGUGAAAACUGAGAAAAGUCGCAGAAAUUCCAAAAAAACAAAAGCUACUGGGUGUGCGUGUAAAGGUCGCUGCAGUAACAAGCAGUGCAGGUGCCGCAAAGGAAAGAUGACAUGUGGCGAGAACUGCCAGUGUGACCAUGAGAAAUGUCGAAAUAUGGACAACCAGGCACCUUCUGAGGAUUCGAGUCAACCAGAAAACGUUUCCAGAGAUUCCACAUCCAUCAGCCCUGACAACUCCACCUUCUUUAAGCGGCCUUCCUGUACACCCACCAAGAAGGUGCUAAAGGAAAUUGGAGACAUGGGACAUGUCACCGCAGACCUGAACUCAGCGGGGAAAUCUGUCUUCUCAGAUGAAGAGGAUGAUGAUGUCGAUGAGGACGAAAAAACAACUGCCAGCUUCCUCAAGAAGAAGAAAAGGAUCUUGACGAGUUUUCAGAACAGUUUUUUCUCUGGCUGCACUCCCAUCAGAGAGGAAUCUUAGUCAGCACAGAGCAUGGUGCUUGGUUUUUUAACAUUAGGUGUCUUUGUUUAAAUGUUUUGUCCUGUUUCAGUCUGUUUUUAUAUGUGACUAAACUGUUGUGUUACUGUAACUUGAAAGUAGCUGUUGAUUCUAAAACACUUCACUGUUUUUCUGUAGAGGGUCAUAAAAGGACUGUGAAUAGUAUUGAAUUAAUUACUGGAACACACAAUGAGAUGAUCAAGAAGCCUGUACAUAACUUUUAGUUUCACAUUCCUCAUAGAGUUAGAGUAAAUUGACUUUGCUAAUAUGUACAAUUAGUAGUCCACAAACUGAUCAUUAUAACACAACAUUGAGGUUUUUAACUGUGCUUUAUUAUCAGAGCUGAAUAAAGUCUUACAGCCAAAUCUUGGUUUCAAG